ACGCGUGCGUGUUUGUGUGUGCGUGUGUGUGUUUGUGUGUGCGUGUGUGUGUUAGAUGCGGGGUACACAACAAGGGGGAGCGGGCAAGAGGCGUGGUUUUGUGCUUUGCGCGUUGCUCAGCUAAACGCAAAUUUGGCAUAUAUAUGCAAAAUGAGCAGCGACUGCAGGCAGCCAGUAGCGCGCGGAGCCAGCCGAGGAAUUCAACAGGUACCUACAGACAUUACCCUCUCUCUCUGUCACUCUUCCAGCGCGGAUGUAUCGACUCCAUUGGACUCAUUCUAUGUGAUGAAUGGAAAUAAAAUCUUCACCGAUUGGAAAACGGUCACUCUGCAGUGAUCUCUGCCAUCUGGAAUAUUUCACCUGGGAGAUAUUGAUAUAUAUUUCGAUCCGUUUAGCGCAAUUUAAAAGACAUAAAAAAAGGGUUCUGCCCAUCAUGAAGCGGUCUCUUCCUUUAGCGGGCUGGGUCGGGGCGGCCAGCUUGUUCCUGUGUUUGACCCAGACCGCCCUGGCCGUGGUCCUGACAAACUCCACCAAGCUGGAGUCCAUCCUGGACAAGUACAGGGACAAUGAUGAGGAGUGGUGGAGGGCAAGGUCGAGGGGGAGGAGGGCCAUCAGCGAGGGGGACAUGCACCUCAUCCUGGACUUGCACAACAAGCUGCGAGGCCAGGUCCACCCACCUGCCUCCAACAUGGAGUACAUGGUGUGGGAUUACGAGCUCGAGAGGAGCGCGGAGCACUGGGCACAUACCUGCCGAUGGGAACAUGGACCGAGCCACAUGUUGACACAAAUAGGUCAAAACCUUGGAGCGCACUGGGGCAGGGACCGCCCCCCUACCUACCAUGUCCAGGCCUGGUAUGAUGAGGUGAGGUACUACAGUUAUCCCUACUCCCAGGAAUGCAACCCACACUGCCCACUCAGAUGUUCAGGACCUGUUUGCACUCAUUACACUCAGUUGGUGUGGGCGACGAGCAAUCGCAUUGGCUGUGCCAUCAACGUGUGUUACAACAUGAACGUGUGGGGGAUGAUCUGGACUAAAGCCGUCUACCUGGUCUGCAACUACUCUCCACCGGGCAACUGGUGGGGUCAUGCUCCAUACAAAUAUGGAAGUCCGUGUUCUGCCUGUCCAGCUAGCUAUGCUGGGGGUUGCAGGGCAAAUCUCUGCUACAAAGAUGGUGGCGCUGACAGGCGUCCAGCUCCUGAGAUUGAGGAGACCAAUUACAUUGAACCGGAACUGGAACCAGUGAGGGACAGGGAACCCCAACCCAGGGCACAGACACCAAACCUCUCGCCCAAUGACAACCUAGAGAGAAGCCAAGUUGUCAGCACAGAGCAGAUGUGUCAACAAGUCGACUGUGAGACCAAGCUGAGAGAUCAGUGCAAGGGGACAACCUGUAACAGAUAUGAGUGUCCGCCAGGCUGCCUCGACAGUCCUGGAAAAGUCGUUGGGGCUGGAUAUUAUGACAUGCAAUCUAGCGUGUGUGGAGCAGGGUUGCACUCUGGUGUUAUUGACAAUGACGGCGGAUGGCUGGAUGUGACCAGACUGGGCCGAAAGCAACAAUUCACUAAGUCACACAAGAAUGGGAUUCAAUCGAUUGGGAAAAACAGAAGCGCAAAUUCCUUCAAAAUAGAGUCGGUGCCUGUCAAGGCACUAUCAUGCGACACCACCGUUGCACUUUUCUGCCCUUUCAAGAAACCUGUGCGACACUGUCCCAGGUCUUAUUGUCCCAGGAACUGUCUACGUGACAGUGGAGCCCGAGUCAUUGGGACAAAAUACUACUCAGAUAAAUCCAGUAUCUGCAGAGCUGCUGUUCAUGCUGGAGUGAUCCAGAAUGAGUCAGGAGGGUACCUCGAUGUGAUGCCUGUGGAUAAAAGGAAGCAGUACAGUGGCAGCUACCAGAAUGGCAUCACCUCAGAGAGCCUACUGAACCUGACAAGUGGAAAAGCCUUCAGAGUGUUCGCUGUCAUCUGAAAACACUCUCAAAGGACAUAGUGCCAUCCAACAUGGCCACUUCACAUCCAGCAAACCGACUCAUUAUCAUCUUGCAACCUGUAAUUACAGUCAUUCUUACGGUAAAUAAUGCGGCGUCUGAUACUUAAAGUGUAACAUUGCCUUACUCAAGGUUUCUCCUCUUUACUUCUGGGUCAUGAGCGAACCCGUGUCAAAUUAUAUUUCAGCAAAGGCUGUUUGGUGAACAAUGAUUCGGGAUGUCUUUUGCAUUACGUCUCUCCUAUAUUUCAAGUGCUGACAGUAAUAACCACAUUGGGCUGCCAUGCAUCUUUCUGUUAUCAUGACUUCAUAUUUUUUUGUAUCACUUAAAGCAGAAUGUACACCCCAGAUGUAGCAACGCUCUCAAUGCUCACCACAAUGGUCAAAAUAUAACCUCAGAGAUUUUAUCAAAAUAUUUUUAGAUUUUGUCUCAGCUCUAUGAAGACACACGGCAGCUAAAUGAUACAUAAGUCAUAAAAUCUGUUCUGGUGUCUUGUGGGAACAAGAUUAGAUGGCUAUUUAGUCAAACCAUCGGGGCUGAAGUUAACUCCUGGGUAUUUUGUGCCCAUUAAACUAGCAUAAAACACUGUCUUGUAUAUGCUAUGGAGGACCAAACAUGGAGAUUUUUAAUUAGUAUUUUCAGUGUUUUUUCUUCUUCUUUUCUUUGUAUUAGCAGGAUUUCUCUGUCCAUCUGCAUCAUUUAUUGUUUAUUUUCCUUCUUGACAUCUUUUUAUACAUCUAAUCACUAUAUUGAUGUUGGAUUGGGCAGUUUCCCAUUUCAUUGGUACCGGAUCAUCUGAGACAGUUUUAGAACUAUGAUUCCUGUAACAUUUUUGCAAUGAUAAUAACCACCACUGCAAUUUACAUUUAUUGGCAUGAAUUGUAUUCUACUUCUACUGUAGAAAAUAUUUUAAUCUCAAAUAUGUUUGCAGAAGUUGCAAUUGGAUGAUUAUUUUGAUGUUUACUGACAACAUUUUUGAAAGUUCAACUAACUUUUUUUAAAUUUUUAUUAUCCAUGCAUCGAAACUACAGUAAAUGUUACAUAAAUUGUAAAUAAACUCUGGCUAUGUGGAGGUUAUGGUUAGGCAACUCAAAGACGCUUUCUUCAGCUAACAUUAACUCACUGAUGUUGUUCUGGAAGGUAAGCGAACUCCGGUCUCCGGGAGUCAGGCGCCACACGUACCCAUCAAUCACGCCACGUCAACACACUUUGCUGGUAAACCUGUUUACCUGAGUGGUCUCGCAGCAUCAUGUGUGUUGGGACCGAUCCAUGUGGCUGUAUUUCAAAUGUUGCAUAUUGAAGAUUUAAUUCAUCAUAUCAUAAGUUGGUUCAGCUAUUAAAUCUGUGCUGCCAUAAAUCAGGCUAUAUGCACACAAGGAGAGGGAUUCUUUUUCAAAUGUAUUACAUUCCUAUCAAGUCUGGUUUUGGCCUCCAUAUAUCCUUAUAUAUAUAUUUGUCACAGUGGUACACCAACAAUGCAGGCAGUAAAAUACAGAUUGUAUAUUAAUGUACAUAAUGUUGUAAAUAGUAUUGAACACUUUGUAAUGCUACUUUUUCCUUAACAUUUCUAAUACAUUGCCAGCCAUACAAAGAGCAAUACAAGCGAUAAGCAGUAGAUGCUGAAACAGAUUCUGCAUGCAAUCAUAUAUUUGUAACUCAAGCUGUUAUUUUUUAUAAAGGACAAUCAUUAUAUUCAUGUUUGUAAAUAUUGGGUAUGUAACAUAUUGUUUUAUUUUAUGCUGCAUUUCCCAGUUUUUGUUAAUAGAUUUAUAUAUAUGGACCCUGGCUGGCCAGGAACAUGCAUGUCAGAACUACAAAUAAAUGACUUGGAGAUUAAAUUCA
Messenger RNA from Pseudoliparis swirei, 3830 nucleotides. Its product is annotated as cysteine-rich secretory protein LCCL domain-containing 1-like. The transcript is spliced from 15 exons. The record is from RefSeq and is a predicted model, not a curated record. Gene Ontology annotation, cellular component: extracellular region. NCBI's taxonomy places the organism in Eukaryota, Metazoa, Chordata, Actinopteri, Perciformes, Liparidae. The coding region runs from base 290 to 1969 and encodes 559 amino acids.